AGAUUUCUUCCUAAUUAUUAGAUCAAAGCAUAUGUUAGCAAAUUAGCAAACAAUAAUCUUGAACGACAUCUUUGUAAAUCAUGGGUAUAUUUUCAUCUGAGCAUGCGCGAAAACUUCUUCAUAACAAAUGCAUUGUCCUGAUUGGAGAUAGUGUGCAAAGAAGUGUGUACAAAGACCUAGUCGUACUCUGCCAGGAAAACCGCUUCAUUAAGGAUAAAGAAUUAAGAGCCAAGGGAGAGGAAUCUUUUUUCAACGACCGACUUGUGCAUAGAAGUGAACUUACCAAUGGAAUACAAUAUCAGGAAAUAAGGGAGUAUAAAACAAAUGACCAAAUUAUAAGGUUCUACUUUGUCACAAGAAUUUACAACAAGUUUGUACAAAGUAUUUUGGAUGAUUUUAUGGAAGCAAACCAACCAACACCAGAUGUGGUGUUGGUUAACUCAUGUUUGUGGGAUUUGACUAAGUACGGCCCCGGAGGAAGGUCACAAUAUCAGAAAAAUUUGGAAAGGUUUUGCACCGAAUUGGACAAAUGUGUUCCUGUGGACACGUGUAUUAUUUGGAGAACCACGUUACCCGUAAGUCAAAGGGCAAGAGGAGGAUUUUUAUCAAAAAAUGUUGCAAAUUGUGCAAAUACACUACUGGUUGAUGUGUUGCUUGCAAAUCAUCUUGCUCACACGAUUGUUACACAACAUAAAUACGAUGUGGUUGAUAUGCACUUUCUUUUUACACAGCAGCAACAAAGGCGAGCCAAGGACGGCGUACAUUGGAACAUGUAUGCGCAUCGUCGAAUGACAAAUAUAUUGCUCACCCAUAUUUCUGAUGCUUGGGGUUUGGGAAUUCCUGUUCAACCAUCAUUUGAUGAAACAGUUACAAACUUUAAUCCAAAAGAUAUAAGCAUGAACACAACAGACGUGUUACAUUAUGCUUAUCAAAAUGCUCGGAAACUGACUGAUGAAGAAUUACGAUAUGGAGGUCCAAUCCGAUCAUCAAAUGAGAUGUAUGAUCUUUACAACAGUUUCUACAUCGUACCUAAGGACUUGCAGCCUCAGAAUGACGAGGAACACUAUGUUGAUGAAUUUACAAGAUUUAUUCAACAACAUUCGAACGACAUUUAUCAACAUGGUGAACAACAUCAACAUCAACAUCUGCAAAAAUUGCAACGUCAGCAAGUUGUCAAUUAUUAUUUGAAUCAGGAGCAAGAUCUGCCAUAUUAUUUCAACCGUACAAGUAACAACUUCAUCCAUAACCAAAACAAUAACUGGAUUCCACAUGCUCGCAGCAAACCCUUGUACAAAAUGCGGCCACAAAAAGCUUCUCAGCAGAAAAAAACACGUCGCCAUCCAUACAAACACAAUCACCGAUAAGAACUAUCACCAUAUGCUGCCUUCUUUAUUAUCAUGUGCGGUGCUUUGGCACCUAACUGCCUUAUCUGCUCUGAACACUUGCCAACAUUUUGUUCUUUCCUAUUUUUCAUUACGAACUCUGUGUGCAACUAUUUCAUUAUUUUAUUUCUCAAUACUGUGCAUUCCAGUUAAGGUCCUAUUUCUGAUUUUCUGGGUUUCCUUACCAUUAAUUACCUCACAUGUGGCUUAGUUAUGUGAACUUUGUUAUGCUCGAUCAAACUCGAUAAUAUGCAUGUCUUCGGACGAACUAAUUGUGAAAUUAUCCUCGUACUCCAAUGGAAGCUACUGUACAACUUUGUUUUGUCUCCUCUUUCUUUUGUUGUUCUUUUUCAUUUCUUGUUUACAAUAUUAAAAAAUAUGACAGACUUGGCAGUAACUGGGGGUUUUGAAGUUCUUGUCUUGGUCCCCCUUGUUGCUUUUUCAUCAAGUGUCUGGGAAACUAAAGUGCUAAUAACACGAUUGUUCUGUUUUACACCCUUUGGACCAGCUUUCCAUUUACCACUUUUGUAAGUUUGUAGUGUAUUUAUUUCUAUACGCUAUGACUGAGUAAUUUGGAUAACUCACCGUAACCACGGAGUAAACCAACUAACAAAACGCACCCAAUACAGAUGGCUGUAAACACAACACCACAGCAUUAAGGGAAUAAAAUUUAUAAUUUGCUUUUAAA
Ciona intestinalis (vase tunicate) is the source of this 2070-nucleotide messenger RNA. Its product is annotated as PC-esterase domain-containing protein 1A. NCBI's taxonomy places the organism in Eukaryota, Metazoa, Chordata, Ascidiacea, Phlebobranchia, Cionidae. The record is from RefSeq and is a predicted model, not a curated record.